Molecule: messenger RNA, 322 nt
Organism: Dimorphilus gyrociliatus
Lineage: Eukaryota; Metazoa; Annelida; Polychaeta; Dinophilidae
Source: the annotation of a GenBank genome assembly
AAUGUCUUUUGGGGAAGAAAUGAAUUUAAAAGCAGGAGGCAGACUGUUGUCAUCGUCUCAACUGGAUACUUUUUUCUUACCUUUCAAAUUAACAAGUCAUUUACCUGCAGUUGCUGUCGAAGAAAAGAAAAAAGUUCUCUCGAAAGAUAUAGUAGAAUUGGUUUUGAUAAAAAGGGGUCCACAAUCUGAAAUUGAAGGAUAUAUUGAAGCCAAAGAUAAACUAUUGUUUAGGUUGGUGAAAUUGGGCCAUAGACGUUUUCGAAGUGAAGUAGUUUCAGGAGGAGCAUUAAUCAAAUUGAAGAAAGAUGAUUUUCUACAUUGA